AUGGAUAACUUCUCUUUCCAUAAUACGGGGAGCAGAUUUGCACUUAUUAUCUUACUGCUUGGCAUGACCAUCUUUUUCAAGGGACUGUGGGUAAAUGUGCCAGGUUUUUUAAGCAACAAUGUGCAACACAGAAGCCAGCUGAGUUGUAACGCAGGCAGCUUCAUUCUGAAGGGGAUGAAAAGCUGCCAUCCUUGGCUUAGUUGUCUGGAAAUUGAGAAGGAAGUUUGGGUAACUGAAAGAUAUCUUGGGUCUGGGGCAGAAAAAAUAGUAAAGGAAGGAUAUUGGCAAGAUCAUCCAGUAGCAGUAAACAUUUUGAGACAUGAAGACUUCUUCCACGACUUUCAGCACAACCUGAAUAUGUUAAAACUAUUUAGUAAUGAAUCCAGUCCCCAGGUCAACAAAAUCGUCCAGCUUGUUGGAUGGUGUUUCCACCAGCAGACCCCGGUUAUUAUCACUGAACUGCACCCACUAGGAGCUGCUAACAAUAUUCAUGCAGUUUUAAAAGAAAAUUUUCCAUCAUUUGAUACAUUGGAAUUUAGAUUUGGCUUAUGUAUUGACUUUGUUAACAUUCUGCAUAUUCUUCAUUCUCAUCCCGAUGGUCCACGAGUAAUGUGCGAUGCAAAUGAUCCUGACAAAGCACUGAGCCAGUUCUUGCUUUCAGAAAAUGGAUCUCUUAUUCUCAAUGACAUGGAUGCACUUCCACUGGUGAAUAAAAGCUCUGGGGAGUUGGUAAAGUGUGGUCACAGAGAGCUUCAUGGGGAUUAUGUGGCUCCUGAACAGCUGUGGCCAUAUGACACAAAAAUGUAUGAUGAUGGAGAAAUGCCACAUUAUGAUGAAAAAGUUGACAUUUGGAAAAUACCUGAUGUUUGCAAUUUUCUGCUUGGGGACAUGACAGGUGCCAGCAAACUCCAGUUACAUUUAUUUGGUAUUCAUUCAGAGUGUAAAAAGGAAGACCCUCAGUUGCGACCGUCAGCCAGGAUGGUUUUAAAUUACUAUAAAACUGUUCGUCUGAGACUAGGCUGGAACAUAUUCUCUCCAAGAUCACGGGAUGAGGGCUGA
Candidula unifasciata is the source of this 1059-nucleotide messenger RNA. NCBI's taxonomy places the organism in Eukaryota, Metazoa, Mollusca, Gastropoda, Stylommatophora, Geomitridae. The record is from the annotation of a GenBank genome assembly.